AUGUCAGCAACAACAGCACCAACCUCGUUAGUCAUGAACCCAACAUCUAUGUUAGUAGAGAUGAAAAGCUUCAUUCCUUCUUCAUAUACUUUCGAAACAGAAAUCCAGAAGAUAAAGCAAGAACUUCUCCAAGGAGAUUUAGACUGUAGUGCGAAAGAUGAAACAAAUGAACAGUAUCUUUAUGAAAUGCAGGAUAUUAUUGACCAUCUACCUAAACUUCCUGAAAUACAACAACAAAAGCUCACUAUUCCUGAAUUCGAUGAAAUAGAAGUCAAAGCAACUGACUCAGUUGAAAUAAAGAAGUUCAUACGAAAGGUAAACUAUGAGUUUCUUGGAUUUCAUUGCAACCACAAAGACUGCGAUAUGGUAUAUUUCAUUGACAUAUACAAAUCUGAAGAGUUUAAGACCUACGACAACUUUGUUUCGUUAGUUGCAAAAUGUGUAUGGCAGAUAAGAGAUAAAGAUAGAAGAGGUAAAGUAUGGAACGGACAGAUAAAACCAGCAACUUUUGAGUUAAAGAAAACCAUUUACGCCUUACUUGUUUUAGCAGGUAAGGUUUCAAUGUACAAUGCUAAAAUGAACCCACAAU
Molecule: messenger RNA, 589 nt
Organism: Trichomonas vaginalis G3
Lineage: Eukaryota; Parabasalia; Trichomonadida; Trichomonadidae
Product: organellar and viral DNA polymerase type B
Exons: 1
Source: RefSeq, a predicted model, not a curated record